Messenger RNA from Mytilus trossulus (common blue mussel), 1074 nucleotides. RefSeq names its product balbiani ring protein 3-like. NCBI's taxonomy places the organism in Eukaryota, Metazoa, Mollusca, Bivalvia, Mytilida, Mytilidae. The transcript has a single exon. The coding region runs from base 1 to 1074 and encodes 357 amino acids. The record is from RefSeq and is a predicted model, not a curated record.
AUGUGCCUGCCUUGUAGCAACUUAAUAUGUCUUUGCCUUGAAAGAACUGAAAAUGAAUGCGCUUGCCUUGUCAGAACUGAACAUGAAUGUGCUUGCCUUGUAAGAACUGAAAAUGAAUGCACUUGCCUUGAAAGAACUAAAAAUAAAUGCGCUUGCCUUGUAAGAACUGAAAAUGAAUGGACUUGCUUUGUAAGAACUGAAAAUCAAUGUGCUUGCCUUGUAAGAACUGAAAAUGGUUGUGCUUGCCUUGAAAGAACUGAAAAUGAAGUUGCUUGCCUUGUUAGAACUGAAAAUGAAUGUGCUUGUCUUGUACAUUUUUUCGUAAGAACUGGUAAUGAAUGUGCUUGUCUUGUAACAACUGAAAAUGAAUGCGCUUGCCUUGUAUCAACUGAAAAUGAAUGUCCCUGUCUUGUAAGAACUGAAAAUGAAUGGACUUGCUUUGUAAGAACUGAAAAUCAAUGUGCUUGCCUUGUAAGAACUGAAAAUGGAUGUGCUUGCCUUGAAAGAACUGAAAAUGAAGUUGCUUGCCUUGUUAGAACUGAAAAUGAAUGUGCUUGUCUUGUACAUUUUUUCGUAAGAACUGGUAGUGAAUGUGCUUGUCUUGUAACAACUGAAAAUGAAUGCGCUUGCCUUGUAUCAACUGAAAAUGAAUGUCCCUGUCUUGUAAGAACUGAAAAUGAAUGUGCUUGCCUUGUAAGAACUGAAAAUGAAUGUGCUUGCCUUGUUAGAACUGAAAAUGGAUGCGCUUGGCUUGUAACAACUGAAAAUGAAUGUGCCUGCCUUGUAACAACUGAAAAUGAAUGUGCUUGCCUUGUAACAAUUGAAAAUAAAUGUGCUUGCCUUGUAACAAUUGAAAAUGAAUGUGCCUGCCUUGUUAGAACUGAAAAUGAAUGCGCUUGCCUUGUAACAACUGAAAAUGAAUGUUCUUGCCAUGAAAGAACUAAAGAUGAAUGUGCUUGCCUUGUAACAACUGAAAAUGAAUGUGCUUGCCUUGUAAGAACUGAAAAUGAAUGUGUUUGCCUUGUAAGACCUGAAAAUGAAUGUGCUUGCCUUGUACGAACUGAAAAUAAAUGA